AUGGCCCAGAGAAGCGGUUGGCCGCUGGCAAGGCCGCCGGCUCCCCCAGGCCGAAGGGCAGCGCCGAGGCCUGCGGCUUUGGCGGGACGUCCUGCCCCAGCCGGGGAGAAGCUCCUGCUCUGCUCCCGGAUUAGAGGCAGAUCCGGGCCCUCCGGGACGAGCGAUGGGGGCGCCUCUGCCCGAGGGCCCCGGCAGGCUGGUGCCAGGCCUGCCGGUGGCACCCCGUGCGCCCAUUUCCCAGAUGAGGCCUACAGAGGGAAGUCACUCGGCCAAGUGGCAGAGGAAGGGGACGGCCCGCUGGGAGUUGGUGGGAAGUCUUUGUUCUGGACGGAUGGACAGCCGCGGGAGGGGAGGAGCUUGGGCCCCCCAGCCCUGAGGGCCUUCUUGGAGGGAGGAAGCCGUGCCAGCCCGAGGGCAGAGCAGGGCUGCCUGGCGUCCAAAGGGGGAUUUCCCGGGCCGGGCCCUGCACACAUCUACGCCCCACAUGUGUACACAUGUGUCCGUGCCCCUGCACACAUGCGCCCCACGUGGACACGCGUGUCCAUCCUGCUGUCCUCGUUCCCUGAGAAUGGCCGGAGCCUAGGCCGGCAGCCCCUUCUGCGGACGAGUCUUGUGCCCAGAGAGCCCCCGCCCCGGCCUGGCUCCUCUUCUUGCCGCGGCUCGGGGUCUCCCUGGCCCCGGGAGACCUCGCACCCGCCUCCCCGUUCCUGCUGGGCUCGGCGACCCCCGGCCCCUCCCCCCACAUGCCGAAGGGACUCGCCUCUGGCCCGUCCUCUCCGGGCGCCCCUUUCCAGCAGCAGCACGUCCGGCCCCCCUGAGGGGCAUCAGCGUUGGUGGCCCGGAAGGAGCAGCCCGGCGGGCGCCAAAGGCUCUCGGGCCCGGGGGGGGCUGGAGGCGGCGGGUGUGGACACCUCCCUCGGCCCCCAGGUUUGGCAAGAGAACAAUGCUGGGGGGAGACCCAAAGCUGGAGUCGGGCUCCGCUGA
Monodelphis domestica (gray short-tailed opossum) is the source of this 984-nucleotide messenger RNA. Lineage: Eukaryota; Metazoa; Chordata; Mammalia; Didelphimorphia; Didelphidae. The record is from RefSeq and is a predicted model, not a curated record.